Molecule: messenger RNA, 1848 nt
Organism: Ilex paraguariensis (yerba mate)
Lineage: Eukaryota; Viridiplantae; Streptophyta; Magnoliopsida; Aquifoliales; Aquifoliaceae
Source: the annotation of a GenBank genome assembly
UUGACUCUCAACGAGAAGCAUGCAAACCAUAGUCCUCCUGUGUCAACGGAGGGUCUUUCAAACCUUACGUCGAACACUUGCUAUCCACCAAAGUCAUCCUGCUUUCCACUAUUGCACCCAAACACCAAUCAAUUCGUGCGACAACAGUUCGGAAUCAGACAGAAAAGAAGAAGAACCAAAGAGCUUAAGUUGGAGGAUCGAGAGGCUACCAAAGGGAGAGUCGGUUGGCUCUGCCUUCCAGAGCUGGAUGGGUGAUGGCUUCCCCAUUCAUAGAGGCCAUAUUUUCCACAUAAUCAACCGUUUAAGGAAGCUCCAAUCAAACAAACGUGCGCUUCAGGUGAUGGAAUGGGUGAUCAGGGAGAGGCCGUAUAGGCCAAAAGAACUAGACUACUCCUAUCUAUUGGAAUUCACAACUAAGCUUCAUGGGGUAUCACAAGGCGAGAGCCUCUUCUCUCACAUCCCAACCAAGUUUCAAAAGGAUUUGCUCUACAACAAUCUUGUAAUUGCAUGCUUAGAUAAGGGCAUGAUAAGCCUUUCCAAUGCAUACAUGAAGAAAAUGAGAGAACUGGGUCAUCCCAUCUCGCACUUGGCUUUCAACCGUCUCAUUAUUCUUCAUUCCUCCCCUAGCCGUAAGAAAAUCAUUCCAAAAAUCCUCACUCAAAUGAAAGCUGAUAGGGUGGCACCCCAUGUUUCCACUUAUAACAUUCUUUUGAAAAUGGAAGCUAAUGAACACAACAUUGAAGGCUUGGUAAAGGUGUUUGGUGACAUGAAGCGAGCAAAAGUUGAGCCAAAUGAGGUAUCUUACUGUAUAUUAGCCAAUGCACAUGCUGUGGCACGGUUUUACACUGUGUGUGAGGCCUAUGUUGAAGAGGUAGAGAAGUCUAUGACGGGAAAUAACUGGUCAACAUUAGAUAUCCUUGUUAUACUGUAUGGAUAUUUGGGGAAGAAAAAGGAGCUAGAACGAACUUGGGGCAUUGUGCAAGAACUUCCACAUAUUAGGUCUAAGAGUUUUAUUCUGGCAAUAGAAGCAUAUGGUAAGAUUGGAGAGCUAAGUCGAGCCGAAGAGAUUUGGGCAGAAAUGAAGUCAAAAAAGGGGUUGAAAUCAACUGAUCAGUUCAACUCAGUGAUAUCAGUUUACUGCAAACAUGGGCUUAUUAGUAAAGCCACUGGACUGUAUAGAGAAAUGGAGAGCAGUGAAUGCAAACCAAAUGCCAUAACUAUUAGACAUCUUGCGUUGGGUUGCUUGAAAGCGGGUUUGAUGAAGGAAGCUCUGAAAACUCUGAACUUGGGGAUGGAUCUGACGACAAGCACCAGGGUCAGGAAAUCAACCCCAUGGCUAGAGACUACAUUUUCAAUAGUUGAAAUUUUUGCAGGGAGGGGUGAUGUAGAAAAUGUUGAGAAGUUGUUUGAAGAGUUGAAGAAAGCAAAUUAUACUAGGCACACUUUUGUUUAUAAUACCUUGAUUAAAGCUUAUGUUAAGGCCAAGAUUUAUGACCCAAAUCUUUUGAGAAGGAUGAUUCUAGGAGGGUCUAGGCCUGAUUCUGAGACCUAUAACCUGUUGAAACUCAUUGAACAGUUUCAAGCCUGAUGGUAAUUACUAUAGACCUGUUGUAUUCUAAUUCUUUUCCCAUUGUUUCUCCCAGAAACAAAAGAUAAUCAAUGUUAUUGAAAGAAAAUAAAAGGAAAUUUGGAGGAUGAUCAUGCAGCGGGUGGCUCUGAAAACUAAUGGUAUAAUUUUCGAUUAUUCUUCUUCUGCUUGCUACCAUGUGAGGAUAUGUUGUAAUGCUGGGAAAAAAAUUCAGAUUCUGCUCAUUGGCUUUUAGGGGUUUGUUAUAUCGGAGAUGCUGA